AUGACUAAUAUGGGGACAGAGGUUCCAGCAUGUCAACCAUGUCAAAAUUCAGGGUCGAUCUGUGAAUAUACAGACGGGCGUUCAGGCAAAAUUCACCUGAGAAGCUUCAUCCACGAACUUGAGAGAGAACUCAUGGCCUUAGAGAUGCAGGUCCAUAAUGCUGAGAAUGCAACGACCGAAACAUCACCAGACACUUCGAACCUACGAUCUGGCGAUGAAGCAACAAAGACUUUCACCGACAGUAGUGAGGGGCAACCUACCUCCAUCGGGCCUUCAAGUGGAAUCCACUUGGUUCGAUCAGCCCUCGAGUACGCCCAACAGGAUUACUCGAAUCUCGAAACACCAUCAGACUCUGCAGAAGCGCGACCCACACCUCGAGAGCCACAGAAGAAUGAUUCAAGGGUUGGAUUACCCCCACGAGAGUUGGCAAAUAACCUCAAAGACACGUUCUUUAACUGUUAUCAAGUUCAAUAUCCGAUUCUCAACCAGCAACAAUUCGAGGAUACCAUGUCACAAUUCUACGAUCAUCAUGAUGGCAGAAGUGAUAUUUCUAACUUGUCGCCUGCUGAUGUACGGGUGCGUUUCAUGAUCAACAUGGUACUUGCGAUCCCCCUCAUGUCCAUGGCAGGGGACCAUGACGAAAGCCAUGCACUAGCAAAAGGUUUCACUACCAAUGCCAUGGCUGAUGUGAGCCAUAUAAUGCAGACGAAGAACGUUCAAUCUCUUCAAUGCCUACUGCUACUCUUGUUACUGUCGAUAGUGGACUCAGCUCCUGCGCCUGUCUGGUAUAUAUCGGGUCUUUGUAUGAGGAUGUGCAUUGACCUAGGAUAUCAUUCGGAAAGGACUAUCGGUAUGUCUUCUUCGGUGGGCGCCAUUGAGACAGUCAAAGAGAAAGAAGCGGAUAUCAGGCGGAGACUCUUUUGGAUUGCGUACAGUUUUGACAGAACCUUCAAUAUUCUGCUGAAUCGUCCCUUUACCUUUGACAAUUUGUCAGUAGAUAUUAACUUGCCAGGCUGCUCGUUGGCGUUUGCAACCCGACGACAGACAUUACACUGGCUGGAGCUGCAACGCCUGCAAAGCGAAAUUGUCCAUAGGCUUCAUAGCGCCCGAGAAGUCAUGGAUCGGGAUCAUACGGAAGAGUCAGAGCUCCAGCUGUCUCAAUGGACGAACAAAAUGGUACAAAGUCUGAAAGAUUGGAAUAUCUUCGCUCAAACUCUUGCUGACCCUGGCGGCUACGACGUCAAUUGGUGGAGCUACUGGCAUAGAACAGCUUUGCUUAUUCUAUAUCGGCCAUCCUUGCUACGGCCAAGCCUUAGUCCAUCCGAGACUCUAUCUUGUUACAUGGCCGCGAAGGAGCUCAUACAACUAUCAUUCCUCCGCAUCAGUGAGGGUCUCGCAGACUUUACAUGGAUUGACCUCCAUUUCCAGUUCAUGAGUGGCAUCACUAUGAUCCUCAUUAUAUGGAAGAAUGUAGAAGCGAGGAACAAGGCUCAAGAGGAUUGGGUCUCACUUAAGAGUAGCCUGUUUCAGUGGAAACUCAUAUUGGAGAGACUUGGAGCUCGUUGGGAACGGAUCGGUCGAGCUCGCGAAGUACUCUCGAAGUUGGCCGAUGCUACUGUUGAUCUUGUGGAGAAGGGUUUAUCAAGAUCCACAGGAGAUGUUUCUCAGUCACGACCAUCACAAAACAUGAGAGAAACGCGACGCAGUCAAAGGCGCUCGAUCGUACAAAGACUUCGAAAUUUAUCUCAGCAAGAUCAAAGUCAGACUGGAGGCAACGGGAACUCAAGUUUACCUUGUUUGAAUGGAGUGUCCAACAGAGAUACCACACAGCUGCUCAAUGAUAACAGAAAUCUCGAACGUCGGGUUCAAGACAUGACCAACACACAAGACCUUCCAUCAGGGUGGAGCUGGACUGACUCUGACACUAAUCUGCAACAAGAGACAGCACUCGGGUCACAAGAUGUCAGCAAUGACUCAAAUUUGGAGGCAGAAGAAACACUAUGGCCACUACUCGAUCUAUCCGAGAUCACGACCGGCGCUGAUGAGUUAAAUCUCUGGGCGUAUUUCUCAGCUCCAAUGCUGGGUAUGGAAAAUACCGCCAUCCCAAACUUCAACAUCAGACCUGAUGAAUCGCUGAACAAUAGCAUCCUCAACUUCCAAGGAGAUCUCAGUCACUUGCCUCAGAUUGGAACUAAUAGCACUGAGGAGAGUGAUUAUAUACAAGGAUAUUAUGCUACCCAGUAA
Fusarium venenatum is the source of this 2244-nucleotide messenger RNA. Its product is annotated as fungal-specific transcription factor domain-containing protein. The record is from RefSeq and is a predicted model, not a curated record. Gene Ontology annotation, biological process: positive regulation of transcription by RNA polymerase II; DNA-templated transcription. Lineage: Eukaryota; Fungi; Ascomycota; Sordariomycetes; Hypocreales; Nectriaceae. Gene Ontology annotation, molecular function: DNA-binding transcription factor activity, RNA polymerase II-specific; zinc ion binding; sequence-specific DNA binding.